Molecule: messenger RNA, 573 nt
Organism: Leptosia nina
Lineage: Eukaryota; Metazoa; Arthropoda; Insecta; Lepidoptera; Pieridae
Source: the annotation of a GenBank genome assembly
AUGUUCUGUGAAGUGCCUGACUUCGGGCGGUGUUGCCUGUGUCUGCCUUUGAGAAAGGGUAUUUUGGUUUUCGGAUAUCUCAAUGUUCUGUUUUCCGCGUUCAUGACUGGCGUGUACAGUUAUUCAAUACAUAACUCCUACAAUAGUACAAUUCUGGUUUACCACGGAUCCAUGAGCACUGUAGAAGACAAGGCUUGUCUUAUUUUUUAUCUGUUCGACUUCGUAUUUGCCCUAGUGCUGGUGUAUGGUGGUCACACUAAAAUAAUAAAAUAUCUAAAGGCGUUCUACUAUUACGCAGUGACUACGCUGUUGGCCACACUUGUUCUCCAAAUCGUGGGAUUGUGCUCAUCGAGAUAUCCCUUUGGUAUGAUUCUGGAGACGUCUGGAUUGUUCCUUUUUGGACUGAGUUUGCAUCUAUAUCUGAUACUAUUAGUUAGAAGUCUGCUUAACAAACUAGAGAGAUCCGGCCACACUUACGAGAAUCAGUUACAUCAAAUUGUGAACGGAGAAAUUAAGGUGGAAACGAACGGGGUGUAUCCUAGCAUAGUGGUGCCGAACGAGAGAGAGCCUUAA